AUGAUGUUAACUUCGACGGCAGUGACUGUGAUGGGCAAAGGCGGCAUCAUGUGGAAAGAGGUCCUCAUCGUGUGCUCUUUCACCUUCCUCGCCGUCGUUAUUCUCGAGAAUCGAUCCGUUCAAGUUACGAUAUCCCCGCAAGCUGACUCGAUAAGCGUACACCGAAACACGCUUCUAUCGGGAUCCAAUUCCGUCCUCCUACCUGGCGCUAUACGGCGAUCCCAUGAAUCCCACGGGCGACCUACAACGGAUGAAAAAGAUCCAGGGCCUGGUUAA
Molecule: messenger RNA, 276 nt
Organism: Closterium sp. Naga37s-1
Lineage: Eukaryota; Viridiplantae; Streptophyta; Zygnematophyceae; Desmidiales; Closteriaceae
Source: the annotation of a GenBank genome assembly